Aspergillus heteromorphus CBS 117.55 is the source of this 1891-nucleotide messenger RNA. Its product is annotated as laccase. Lineage: Eukaryota; Fungi; Ascomycota; Eurotiomycetes; Eurotiales; Aspergillaceae. The record is from RefSeq and is a predicted model, not a curated record. The coding region runs from base 238 to 1668 and encodes 476 amino acids. Gene Ontology annotation, molecular function: oxidoreductase activity; copper ion binding. The transcript has 7 exons.
CUCCACCCUGAGAAUCAUGUAUAUCGCGAACCGGUGACACAACAUCUCGACUGGGUUGUGACUGCCCACAAUAUACGCCCAGAUGGAGUGUUGAAACGGGUCUUUCACAUCAACAACCUUUUCCCUGGCCCUACAGUCGAAGCACGCUCCGGUGACCGUCUCAUAAUCAAUGUCAUCAACUCCGUGCCGGAUGACUCUAUCUCCUUGCACUGGCACGGUCUGCAUACCGAAAAUGGAAUGGAUGGUGCGGUAGGAGUCACACAGCAACCCAUUCUUCCAGGGACUACAUUCACCUACAAUUUUACCAUCCCCAUGGACCAGAGCGGGACCUUCUGGUACCAUGCUCAUGCCGGUCUUUCCAGGGCAGAUGGACUAUACGGGGGGCUCAUCGUGCAUGCGCCUGCACCUAAAUCCACGGUUCGGGGGCUUAUGGCUCGUGCGGAUGAUUACAAGCAGGAUGGCUACACUAAAGAUCUCCUCCUCCUGGUCGGGGACUGGUAUCACCGUCCAGCAGAUCAGAUCUAUGCUUGGUACAUGCGUGCUGGGUCAUUUGGGAACGAGCCGGUUCCCGAUUCAUUGCUGGUCAAUGGAAGGGGCCAAUUCGAUUGCUCCAUGGCGGCUCCGGCACGGCCUGUAGACUGCACUGGUCAGAAGAUGGAUUUGUCGUUUUUGGAUACCCAGCACAGUACAUCCAGAAUACGCAUAGUCAACACAGGCUCUCUGGCAGGAUUCACAUUGGAAUUCCAGGAUCGAGAUUUUAAGCUUGUCCAGGUAGACAGUGUUGACGUGGUGCCACAAGAUUCCAAUUCCGCCGGUAUACUCUACCCAGGCCAGCGCAUGGACAUACUCCUUCGUCCAAGCAACCGGGAACAGGCAGACUCAAUGACAAUACACCUCGACAAAGAGUGUUUCAGAUACCCUAACCCAGUUCUAACAUCCGUUCAAACCUUCCCUAUCUCGUCCAACCCCAACUCCAACCCCCUGGACCAUUCCUAUUCAUCAUCUUCACCAUACACCUCGAUAUCCCUCUCCGAAGUCGCCACCGCCCCAUCCCUCCUCUCCGCCCUCCCCGACAAAGCCGAACAAACCCACGUGGUAUACACCAAAAUCGAAAAGCUCUCCCGGAACCACAACAUACCUUAUGGAUUCUUCAACCGGACGUCAUGGAAGCCACAGACCGGCAACCCACUCAUCCAGCUCCCCCAGGAACAAUGGGACGAGAACCAGCUCGUGAUGUCCACGGGCCCAAGCAUCUCGCCACCAGGCCCCGACAACGCUACAUGGGUUGACCUAGUCGUGAACAACCUAGAUGACAAUGGCCAUCCAUUCCACCUUCACGGCCACCACUUCUACAUCCUAAACGUCUACCAGCCCCCCAUUGGCUGGGGCGCCUACAACCCCUUCACAGACGCUUAUCCGCCCGGCCUACCUCCACCUCGCACCAGCACCGCUUCAAGCUCAACAGAGCCAGACACAGACACAGACACAAAUAUACCAAACACCCCCUACGACCUCACCCGCGCCCAGCUCAGAGACACAGUGCACAUCCCCCGACGCGGAUACGCCGUACUGCGCUUCCGCGCCGACAACCCGGGUGUGUGGCUAUUCCACUGCCAUAUCCUGUGGCACUCAGCCAGCGGAAUGGCAAUGCUUGUCCACGUAAAAUGAACUUAUUCUUUUGUCUAUUUCCCCUCUGUAUAUAGAUAUAGAUAUAGAUUGAACAUAAGCCCUCCGCAUCGCACGAGUUUUAAUGUCCAAACUACUGCUUGACUGAUAAUACAAGUCUGUAGCCUGAUUUACAACAAUUGGUUGUGUAGUGUAAUGGUCAUCACUCUGGAUUCUGAUUCCAGCAAUCCCGGUUCGAUCCCGGGCACGACCUUUUUGGUUUUUG